CUCCUCCUACCUACAGAUGGCGGCUCCCCACAAACGCAACCGCACUUUCAUCAUGGAGUGUAUCAAAUACAUUUCUACAAUGACUGACACACACCCACCUGAUGGAAAAACUGGAAGCAUGUAGCACAGAUCACUCAGAAGACAUUUAAAGACGCCUGUCUGUGUUUCUUCAGUAUAAAAUGUCAAGUUUCCUCAAGCAGCAUAUCACCUCUAUGGUGCAAGAAUUCAUUCCGCUUGGUGCUCCGCGACGUGACCGUGUAGCUGCCACACCACAUCCUGUGUCAGGUAGUCCACGUAUUGAACCUUCUGAGAAGACUCCAAAACUCUUGAACCCACUGACUAAUUGCAUCCAGCCCACCAAAAACCCUGAGCUGGAGCAGAGGGACAAGUCCACUUCAGCUGCACUCAAAGCCUCCAACAAGAGACCAGAACAGGACGGUGUUCUCAAUCAGAAAGUUGGUGUGAGAAAACUACAACCGAGUAAUGGCAACAUUAACUCCAGGAAGAAUGGCUCUCUCAAUCCCAUGGUUAAAAAGGACAUCCUGCAGAGGACCAGUUCUUACAACAUGAACAAAGAACUUUCUUAUGCUCUCAGUAAGGAGCUGAAUGAAAACUUGAGGCUUGGAGGAGGUUUGUUUCAGUCAGAUGCUGUGAAGGUCCAGAGACAUUCUCUUCUUUAUACACCUCACUCCAGGCGUAACCCUGAGAGUAGUAGUUCCUGCUUAUUCCAGCAGAGACCUAAAGCAACAGUUAACACAGGGGAGAGGAUCAUCCACCGUCCUGAUCAGAAAAAAUAUAGACUGGAGAAUAGAGACCACAAAACCUCCUAUUGUAGUGUCAUGUCCGUUCAGAAGGAAUUAAGCACCUCUCACCACAAAACUAAUCCAGAGGGCAGGAUGUCCCUGUCUGUAAAGAGAAAAAGGGAGGGUAGUACAGAAAAUGAGAAGGAAAUGAAACGCUCAUGUGCUGAUUUCCAACCCACUACCAGCUCUUCCAUUAUAAACUCGCCUAAGUUCGUCAAACGUCCUUUCGUGAAGGGCAGCAAUGAGUCUGAGAUAACUAUAAAGGAGAAACAGCCCCCUAAAAUGCUUGCUGCUGCACCAAACAGCAACAACAAACCCAGACUUCCGCCUUCCCUCCCCAGGCAGCUGUUUAAACCAUGUAAGGACUCAAACACAGCAAGUGACAAACCUAACUCAUUUCAACUCAUUAAAUCACCCAUGAUUGCAGAGCCAAUAGAUGCUAUGGUGGCACAUGCCAACAAAAAUCCCAAAGCUCCACCCAGCCAACCGCAUUUGCGCAAAGUCUCUCCGAAGUCGAGCACAACGUUUGACAGCAUCGAGACACCACUUUUUACACCAGGCUGUUGCUUACCGUCACCCAAAACUCAUAAUAAAAAAGCAAAUGCUGAGAGAGAAACUUGCACACAAACAAGCCCCUAUUCCAACCAUAAGGAGAGUGUUAAAAUUGUCUCGUCCCCCCAUCAUCCUGAUCUAAGAUCACCCAGCUUUGCAGAACAAGCCGGUUCACGUAAGAUGGAAACGGAUGAAAGAACGCAGUUGAAAGUGGAGCAGUCACGCAGCCCCAAGGCUAUCAUGCCUGCCCCAGCUGUGUUGGUGAAUGUAGAAGAAUCAAGAGAACAGAAGUGCUGCCCCCAGUGGAAAUAUCCCUUAGAUAUUGAGUUGGGAGACAACUCCGACGAUGAGCUGAGAGAGUACUGCAAUAUCAGUCUGAGCAGCAGCAGCAGUGGUCAUGAAGAUGAGCCGCUGCCAUCUCUGGAGAAGCUGAUGAGUCGGAGAGACCAUGUGCCUGUUACUCCCGAAAAAUAUGCUUUUUCAGAGCCCAACACACCUGUCUCAAAAGCAGCACCCGAGGCAGUGAAAACCAAAGCCGUUACUUAUAGAAAUACACUGGAGCAGAUGCUGCAAGAGAAGGAACAAUAUCAGAGGUCAAAAGAGUUGGAGAGACAGUUACUUGAGUCAUGUGAAGAGGAUCUGCUGAAUCUAGAUGAGAAUGAGAACAGUGAAAGUAAAUUGGAAGACAUCUCACUUAAGCAAAGGGAAUUUUUGCAAAGGUUCUCUGUCGCCUCAUGUGCCAUCAGGGACAUCCACCCAGGAGAGGAAGUAUUCCUGCCUGCUAGGUUUGGUCGACUCUUCAACCACCAGACGCUGGACCUGAGGAAGAUUUCUGUGACUCCACAUAACAAAUCACAACAAAUCCUCUUUCAGUCCCGUACUGAGCAUGUGCUGUCUCUGAUCAGUGCUGGCUUGUUGAGGAAAGCCUACUUUUCUUUCCCUUGUCAGCCUGAAGUUACACGCUGGCUUUUCCAGAUGAUGUCAGUUUACCCAAACCCAAUUAUUUCCUCACACAUCAUGCAGUCCUUACAAACCAUUGCUCUGUCUGCUGCUCAACACAUAGUUGAACACCAGAGCCAAAGUUUUAAAGUGUGGGUACCCUCUGUACGGGACAUCACCCUGGUUUUCCUGAACAUGGGGGCAUCAUUCAUCAGUCUGUUCCCUCUUGAGGCUCUGCAACCCCCUUUUACUGAGGGAGACCUUUUAGAGAGCUUUCAUCCAGAAGAAACCAGCCAAGACCGAGUGAUAUCUGACAUGAAAGACAAUGGCACAUUACCAAUACAUAAUUUGGAGAGUGUUCUCAAGUACCUCUCCCUGUGUACUGCAUUGUGUCCAAGAGCGUACACUGAUGAGGAGCUGCUCUUGCUUCUGUCUGUGGUGUGUAGAAUUGGACUGGAGACUCAUUUUCAGCUGCUGCCAACUGGACACUUAAGCAUCCUGCUCCAGAAUCUGCUUAAAAAUAUCACACACUGGGAUGUACAGAUAUCUAAAGCUUGUCAGACCCUGACUGAUUUGUCAGAAGAUCAUCACAACCUCAGGAGACUAAUUUAUCUUCUUCCAGAUAGCAGUUGUGGAAAGCAAUUAAAACGACACCUGAGUGUAUCUAUCAUCUCAAAGCUUUUGAAUCACACCUGCACUUAUAAGCCCUCAGGGACAGAGUUUAAGCUGUCUGAGCUGACACCUUUCCUACAUCAAAUGCGUCCCUCGUCCCUACUGAAAGGCCUCAGGUCUGCAAGGAGAGCAGAAGAUUGUGAUGCCAAUCUAGACCAACAAGCAUAUUACCUCUGCUACAGCCUUUUGACUUUGACAAAUGAAGCCUCCAAUUUGGAGUUUUUACCUUCAGCUCAGAGAAAGGAUCUGCAGAGUCUUUCUUCUCAGCUGGAGAAGCACAUUAAGUGUGACAUAAGGGAGAGUGAGAAAAUGCUGUAUAGGAGCAAGGUGAAAGACUUUGUGGCAAGGAUAUACACCAAGUGGCAGGUGCUUCUAACACGAACAAGGCCUCAGGAGGGAAAGCUGUAUGAUUACUGGAAGCCCCCACCAGAGGAUGAGGUGUCCAGCUGUCAAGGCAAUUCAGAGAGUGCAGAAGAAACUCUGACCGCAGAGUGGAGCGGUGCAGAGUCAGAUAAAGAUGCUGAGAGCAAAGAGGAAGAUUGUGAGAAACCUCAGCCUCUGGAGAGUGAGGUGAAGACCGAACGGGAUGAUGACGAUUGUGUGGAAGACAUGAGUGAUGUAGCAGAGAAAAAUUAUGAGCCUAAGCAACAGAUGAUGGAACUUGAGGAAGAUAGAAAGUUUGAACCAAUAUCUGAUGAAGAGCUGUUUGAAACUCACGAGGACUCAGGGUGUGAGGAACCUCAGCCUCUGGAGAGUAAGGAGAAGAUCAGACGAAAUGAUGAAGAUUGUGUGGAGGAUAUCAGUGAUGUAGAGGAGAAAAAGGAUGAGCCAAAGCAACAGAUGAUGGAGCUAGAGGACGAUAGAAAGUUUGAACCAAUAUCUGAUGAAGAGGAGUACGAGGAUGAUGAUGAUCUCAUGAACAGAGAGGAGGAGCUUCUAAAAGAUGAAGAGCCUCUUGAGAAAACAAAGUACAUACCUGUAGAAGAAAUCACUGAGACGUUAGAGAAGCUCGAGGACUUGUUAGAGAAAAACAAAGCUGUUGGAGAUGAAAGAGGAAAUGAAGGAAGGGGUUUGAGAGGGAUGGGUUUGGAGGCGUCUGAGAAAGAACAGAAAUAUUCUCGGGUCAUUUUGAGAUAAUUUUACACCGCACCUUUGAUAUCAUCCAUGCAUAAAUACUGUGUGGGGUUUUGUGCUUUUAUUAAUUGUUAUAGGAUCUUUCAGUAACACACAUCAUGCAUGUAGUUGUUUACAUCUUGUUUAUAAUAUAUUUUGUGUAUGUGUUUUGCAUUUACCAGUUGUCCUUAAUUUGUUUUUACAAGAUUCUUCUUUAAGAUAUGGGAUGUCUUAUCGAAUGUUUGGCCUCCAUUUCUCUGAAAAUGAGACCAUGAGAACAUAUUUUUAUUAUGUACAUACAUUUCAUUAGUUAUUACUUGUAUUAUCUAUAUGGUUAAUGUGCACACUGAUAGUUUUCAGGAUCUACUCUUUAUGCUGCUGUCUAAUCGAUUCAAUUUUUUGACUUUGCCAAAAAUCUGGGGCAUCUUUAUCCAGAAAAUAUUACUAUAACGGCAAAAGCAAGGGCUUAAAUAAUUGUCAACUUUUUAUGUGGGUUCUAAGGAUUAUUUUGUUGCAAGCAAUCCAGUCUUCCUCAAAAAAGACCAAAUUCAGAGUGAUGUUUGUCAUAAGGAUUCUUUAAAAACUGAUUUAUAUAUUUCUUAAAAAAAAUAGU
Sinocyclocheilus grahami is the source of this 4692-nucleotide messenger RNA. Its product is annotated as SMC5-SMC6 complex localization factor protein 2-like. The record is from RefSeq and is a predicted model, not a curated record. NCBI's taxonomy places the organism in Eukaryota, Metazoa, Chordata, Actinopteri, Cypriniformes, Cyprinidae.